ACCCUACCUCCUCUCUCUUUUCCCAUUUCUAUUCUUCUAUCUCUUUCUCGUGAUCUUAUCUCUCCCUCUUUCCCUCCACAGUUUCAGAAGAACAAAUAGUUAGGUUAGAGCAGGAGGAGGAGGGAGAAGGAAGAGUUGGGUUUCAAGUUUCAAUUCCCGAUGAUCACUUUUGAUUGCCCAGUCUCUUUUUUGUCUUUCAGUGUCUUCUUUUUUGUCUGCUUCUGAUCAUAGCUUGUUGAAUAAAGCUAUCAUCUACCAAAAGCUAUAGGCUUAAAGUGUCUUCACUUUAAGCUGAUUGGAGGAUACGGGGGCUGUCUUCCACCAGAUCUGAUCAGCUACCAAGUUUCAGUUUUAUAUUCUAAGGUGUACGUAGAAGCAAUAUGAAUUCAUUUUCACAUGUACCCCCAGGUUUUAGAUUUCACCCGACAGAUGAAGAACUUGUGGAUUACUACCUGAGAAAAAAAGUUGCUUCAAAGCGGAUUGAUCUAGAUGUUAUCAAAGAUGUUGAUCUUUACAAAAUCGAACCAUGGGAUCUGCAAGAACUUUGCAGAAUAGGAAACGAGGAGCAGAAUGAAUGGUACUUCUUUAGCCAUAAAGAUAAAAAGUAUCCGACUGGAACUCGGACGAAUCGGGCAACAAAAGCAGGAUUUUGGAAAGCAACAGGAAGAGACAAGGCUAUUUACACCAGGCACAGUCUUAUUGGUAUGAGAAAAACUUUGGUGUUCUACAAAGGACGAGCUCCAAAUGGUCAAAAAUCAGAUUGGAUCAUGCACGAGUAUCGACUUGAAACUAAUGAAAAUGGAACUCCUCAGGAAGAAGGAUGGGUGGUGUGCAGGGUGUUCAAGAAGCGAAUGACAGCAGUAAGAAAAAUGGGUGACUACGAUCCACCCUGUUGGUACGACGAUCAGCUCUCGGCCACUUUCAUCCCUGACCUCGACUCUCCUCGUCGUCUUCCUCCAUUUAAUCAUCACCACCAUUUCCCCUGCAAACAAGAACACUACACUGAACCCUCCUUCCUUCAGCUCCCUCACCUCGACAGCCCCACCCCUCCUUCUGCAACUUCAUAUUCUCCAACUCUGUACCAACAGUCAAUUCUUGCUAAUAACAACUCCCAACAAGCCAUGGAUUGGCGAGUGCUCGACAAAUUCGUUGCGUCUCAGCUCAGCCACGAGGAUGCCUCUAACACCUUUCAACACAUGAAUAUGCUACUCCAUGAUUCCAAGAGGACCUCCGACAACAUUGGUGAUCAUCAGGAAUAUGCUUCCACAUCCACUUCUAGCUGCCAUAUUGAUAUGUGGAAGUGAAAGCAUAUUAUAUAUAUAUAUAGAAACUAGAAUGAUAAUGAAUACUGAUUAUAGGAACUACGUACAGUUUAUCAUUAAGAAGAAACCAGACUAUGAGGACUCUUUUACAUAUAAAUAUCAUGCAGCAUGCUGUACAUAAUAAAACUAAAAAUAUAUAUGAGCUAUUUCUUUAGCUAUAUAUAUAUAUAUAUAUAUAUAUAUGGUGUCCCUGUGUAUUGAUAAAUAUAUAUACUAGGAGGUGAGAAGGGUACAAUAGACUGCAAACAUAUGCCGACUACAAAUUAAUAAAUAUUACUAUGUACUUGGGUAAGUGAAUUGUAUGGCCAAGUACCGUUGUUUGAACUCACUUGGCAAAUGUUGAACAUUACAUUUUGCUGCAUUAUAUCAAUGCAGCUAUAUGCAUA
Carica papaya (papaya) is the source of this 1708-nucleotide messenger RNA. The record is from RefSeq and is a predicted model, not a curated record. NCBI's taxonomy places the organism in Eukaryota, Viridiplantae, Streptophyta, Magnoliopsida, Brassicales, Caricaceae.